AUGGCAACAACGACAGCCUCUUCAGCCGAAGAGCAGGCUGCACCUUUCAUCUGUUUUGCACAAGACCAGAUCACCAAGGACCAUGAGAUUGUGGAGCCCUAUGUCCCGGACGACCACGAGGUGAACUACCUGGAUGCUGGGUUCUCCGAUGCUUGCCCAGAGGCCUUCUUUGAUGUUGCCGACACCAACAGCAUAGGGCCUAUCUCCACUCAGAUGGCCGUCGAACAAGGCAAGGCUGUCGUUGAUGGAGGGGCUACAAAGACCCUUGGCAGCGUGGUGGCCCUCGAGAAGAUCAUUGCCCUCAACAAGUACAAGCAUGGGACUUCUCGUUUGGCCGACCUUGACUUGGAGAACAAGCCUACGUUUGGUUUUGGAAAUUCAUCAAAGAACCAGUGCGUGUCCACAGCCUCACUCGAGGUUCAAGCUGAUGGCAAACCUGGACAAGUACAAGUACAUGCGUUGGAUGCGGGAGCAGGACCUGUGCUGUUCUCCAUUGAGUCCUUACGGGCCUUGGGAGCAAUCAUCGACUUCUCUGAGGACAUGGUCGUCUUCCGCAAGAUCAACCCAUCCAAGAUCAUCAAGAUGGAACGUUCGGCCACUGGCCAUCAGCUGCUGCCCAUGACUCAGGAUUGGUACAGUGAUGCUCAGAGCACUGCACAGCCAGUGCCAAAGGAAUUGGUGGAAGAGCUCCUGAUGACCUUUGGCGAAACAGCUCCAAAACAGUGGAGCAUCAUGGAGAUCGAGAGUCGCCUUUUGGAACUCAAGGAAGCCAACGGGAUGGUCACUCAGAAAGGGAAGGUACGGCCACCGAUGCGCCAUGCCAUGAUCGAACUGAACAAGGCCAGCAAGAAGAAGUCCGACCUUGUGGACUACGUGAACAACAAGCUCAUGGUGAAGACCCGCGGCACCGAGACCAUUCAGGAGCUGCAGCGCUUGGGCACCAAGAAGAUCUACCAGACCACAGCUGCCUCUCCGGAGGACCCUGUGGGGUUCGGGGAACACUGCAGUCUGCAGUACCACGAGCUUCUAGCCCAACACCCACAGUAUGCCAGCUGGGUCGUGAAGACCGCCACCGAGGGGGAAUGCGACUACCGCCUGGCCCGUCUGGCCAAUUGGCUCCAGAGCCCAGAGGCACAGCAUCCGAUGCCGACCUACAAGCAGACCUCCAGCGGCUACAAGAACACAUCGACGCCGGCCAGCGGCUCGAAUGGCAAGACCGAGACCAUGAUGAUGCAGAUGAUGCAGAUGAUGCACGCCCUCAAGGAGGACGUGGACAAUCUGAAAGCCGAGAGGCCUCACAAGAAGGUCGAAGCAUCCAGUGUCUCCGAGAUGACAGAGUCAUCAACAGGUUCUUUUGUGCCGAUCCCACAAUUGAUUUCAAAUGCCUUUGAGGCCCUGCUAUCACACCAGCGCAUAGAGCUGCUGGAAGUGGCAUGUUCGGCCGACAGCGUGCUGUCUCGCACCAUGCAACAAAAGAAAGGUGACGAGGGUGCGGUGGGCAUUUGUGAACAGGCUAUUCAGGGUACCAAGACUCUCAUGAACAAAAUAGCUGAAGAUGACCCAGAAGUCACCGCAGCAGAAGCUUUGGCUGAAGCCACUAGGACCUUUAAUAGCCGAGAACUGAUCCGAGGCUAUUCGCCCAUCCAACAUGCCCUUGGCCGUGCGCCUGAUGCCACCGGGCGACUUUUCCCUUGCGGCCCCAGUGAAUGUCCAGAGCUGCUGGUAGAGAACGCCUCUGGCGAGAUGGAUCGCCAGCUCCAGCGAAUGCAAAGUGCGGAAAAGGCCUUCCUUGAAUGGACGGCAAGCCAGAGACUCCAAAAAGCCAAGAACUCAAAACCCAGAGAUGUCACCAACUAUGAGCCAGGAGACCUAGUGUAUGUGCGGAGAAAGCAAGUGAGCGGCCAAGCAGCCAUUAAGGGUGGCUCGUUUGUGGGGCCAGCCCGCAUCCUGGCGGUGGAGCAACAUCGCUCUCCCGACGGGACCCACAAGCAGGGCAGCUCAAUUUGGUGCGUCAGAGGGAGAAGACUUCUCAAGUGCUCCCCAGAGCAACUACGUCGAGCCUCCGAGCGGGAGGUCCUCUUAGAAGAACUACAUGCCAAACAAUACGAUGACUGGGACUUUGAUAGAGUAGCUCAACAACUUGGAGGGAACGAGUUUCUGGAUGUGUCCACCGAAGCCAACAGGGCGAUCCAGGAGUCCAACUUCCAGGCCUACGCCUUCUACAUCUUCAGGAGCACCCGUGUCACAGAGGAAGUGUUUGCAGUCACCGAGUGCACCUUCUGGAUGGAUGAGACCGCGGCCGUGGCCGUGGAGGUUCCCAUGCCAGACACACGUGCUGGAUCUGAACGAGCUCUUCGAGAUCUCCCUUCUUACUUUGCCAGUAGCUUGAAGAAACGGUCAGCAGUUGAAGUCUGUGAGCGUCACCUAUCUGAGGAAGAGCGACAACAGUUCCGAUCUGCAAAGGCCGUGGAAGUGAGUAACUUCAUAGCUGCCAAGGCUUUUGAAGCCCUUCCAGAGAAACUUCGCCCAGCACGCGAACAAGCAGUGAAGAUGCGUUGGAUUCUGACAUGGAAGCAGAAGGAGGAUGGCAGCCGAAAGGCGAAAGCCAGAGCCGUUCUUUUAGGAUACCAAGAUCCCUGCUAUGAACAGAGAGCAACGACUUCUCCAACCACGACUCGCCAGACCAGGCAACUGCAGAUGCAAUUAGCCGCUUCAUAUCGCCACAAGAUGCGAAAAGGUGAUGUGACAGGUGCUUUCCUGCAAAGCAGGCCAUACCCUGAUGACCUUUUUUGUAUACCAUGCCCAGAGAUCUGUGAAAAGAUGGGACUCCCAGCAGAGUCAAUCACCAAAGUGAAGAAAGCCUGCUAUGGCUUAGUUGAUGAGUCUGAGAAAACACAGCUUCGGGCCUUGCUGGGAGGGGUCUCAAGGCACGCACAACAAGUUGCGCCCCACUUCAGUGCUGAAGUCGGCUUGCUGUUGUCAGAGGUGAACAAGAGUACUAUAGAGACCAUUUACAAGGCUAACAGGAUCUGCCGCAGCCCCGGAGCAGCAGAAGCAGCAGCAGCAAACAACGGAGAAGAUCUCCUCUUUUUUGCGAGAUUCCAACUGGCAGAAAUGAUGGGAGCUCAAGUCAAUGUGAGAGACAUCAACAGUGUCGUCAACCAGAUCAGUGGAUGCCUGGUUACUGACUCCAGGAAUGUGUACGACAAGUUAGAGACCGAGGUCUUGUCCGUGAAGGGCGCUGAGAAGAGAACAGACCUGGAGUUACUCUCCUUGAAAUCUGCCCAGAUUCGCAAUGCUGUGGAGAUUAGAUGGGUUCAUAGUGAAGCUCAGCUAUCAAACGGGUUGACCAAGAGCAACGAGCACAAGCAACUGCACCUGUUCUGCCGCAUGGGCCACAAGUGGCGCAUAGUCGAAGAUGAAGAAAGAGCGUCAGCUCGGAAAAGGAAACUGCUAGGCCUGGAGCCUCUUGAAAACAGAAAGAGUCAAGGGCCAGAAAUCGAGCCGGAGACACCAUGGAAACCCACGAAAUGA
Molecule: messenger RNA, 3534 nt
Organism: Cladocopium goreaui
Lineage: Eukaryota; Dinophyceae; Suessiales; Symbiodiniaceae
Source: the annotation of a GenBank genome assembly